UGCAUAAAAGGGCUUGGCGAGCCGCCUCGCUGAAUUUCAGUUGUUCCGUUUUCGGCUCCGUCCGUGCCGCUCCCGCUGGUGCUGCCAGGAUGUUCGAGGCACGACUGGUGCAGGGCUCGGUGCUCAAGCGAGUGCUGGAGGCCCUCAAGGACCUCAUCACCGAGGCCUGCUGGGACCUGGGCUCGGGCGGCAUCAGCCUGCAGAGCAUGGACUCCUCGCACGUCUCGCUGGUGCAGCUCACGCUGCGAUCGGAGGGCUUCGACACCUACCGCUGCGACCGCAACAUCGCCAUGGGCGUCAACCUGUCCAGCAUGUCCAAGAUCCUGAAGUGUGCAGGGAACGAGGACAUCAUCACCCUGCGGGCCGAGGACAACGCCGACACCCUGGCCCUGGUGUUCGAGGCUCCCAACCAGGAGAAGGUUUCUGAUUACGAGAUGAAGCUGAUGGAUCUCGACGUGGAGCAGCUGGGAAUCCCAGAGCAGGAGUACAGCUGCGUGGUGAAGAUGCCCUCGGCGGAGUUCGCGCGCAUCUGCCGGGACCUGAGCCACAUCGGCGACGCCGUCGUCAUCUCGUGCGCCAAGGACGGCGUCAAGUUCUCCGCCAACGGCGAGCUGGGCAACGGCAACAUCAAACUGUCCCAGACCAGCAACGUGGACAAGGAGGAGGAGGCCGUCACAAUAGAGAUGAACGAGCCCGUGCAGCUGACCUUCGCCCUGAGGUACCUGAACUUCUUCACCAAAGCCACCCCGCUGUCCCCCACGGUGACGCUCAGCAUGUCUGCAGAUGUUCCUCUGGUUGUGGAGUACAAGAUUGCUGACAUGGGACACCUCAAGUACUACCUGGCCCCCAAGAUCGAGGACCAGCAGGAUGGCUCUUAACUGGAGCGGGGCUGGGGACAUCUGCUCCUGCCUGGAGGAGCAACUCCGGAGCCUGGGGGCACCCUGGGAGCACUGUAGCCGUGUCUUGUAGAUAUAUUUGUAAAUAUUUUUCAACACUCUGUUUUGCUAUUCUGGUGUCAUUGGAAAGAGGAAAGCUGAGUUUUUCUAGUCUGUUCCUGUACUCCCAGCAAUCUCUUGGAUGCUGUUGAAGGUGAAAUUCCUUACUCCUUUCAGCUGCUGUCGGAGAAGAGAGGCAAUAUUUAAUGGGUCAAGAUGUAUCCUGGAGUUUCCCCUGUGGAGCUGUAGCUUAGGGCUGAUGUUUUGUUAUCCCACAAGUUUAUGUGACCUUACUUCAUUUAUUAUUGAAGCCGAUAUUCUGAUUGAAACUUGGAAAACGGAAAUAAAAAAUACAAUUUCCUGGA
Melospiza georgiana is the source of this 1300-nucleotide messenger RNA. It is a transcript of the gene PCNA, whose product is annotated as proliferating cell nuclear antigen. Gene Ontology annotation, molecular function: DNA polymerase processivity factor activity; DNA binding. The record is from RefSeq and is a predicted model, not a curated record. The transcript has 6 exons. Gene Ontology annotation, biological process: leading strand elongation; translesion synthesis; mismatch repair. Gene Ontology annotation, cellular component: PCNA complex. Lineage: Eukaryota; Metazoa; Chordata; Aves; Passeriformes; Passerellidae. The coding region runs from base 90 to 878 and encodes 262 amino acids.